Molecule: messenger RNA, 779 nt
Organism: Vigna angularis (adzuki bean)
Lineage: Eukaryota; Viridiplantae; Streptophyta; Magnoliopsida; Fabales; Fabaceae
Exons: 6
Coding region: 89-562 (157 amino acids)
Source: RefSeq, a predicted model, not a curated record
CCUCUUUGAAUUCUAAUUAAACUCUUCUCUUUCUCUUUUCUCUGUCUUUCGUAGAAGACGAGGAAGUAGUAGAGGCAGUUAGAGAAAGAUGCUGGAGAAUAUUCAGGCUGUUCCGGCGACGGAAUCCGCCCCAGUCGUCAAGCGCUAUGCUCCUCCCAACCAGAGAAACCGUUCUGCCAACAGGCGCAAAUCAUCUGAUCGUCUUGAUCGGACAAACAGUGUUGGGACUGAGUUAGAAAAGAAUCAAGUCGCUCCUUCAAGAAGUGUUCACAUUCCAGAUCAUGGAGAUGCUGGUAGCAGUAAUCUUAUUAACGAAAAUCACCAUUCAAGAUUCAUAGCUUUAGAAGGGUGUGGUUGCAGUGCAGCUUCCCAGCUUCUUAAUGAUCGUUGGGCAGCUGCAAUGCAAUCCUACAAUAAUUCCAAAGACUCAUCUGACAAGCCAGUCAUGUAUUCGAGUGGUGCGUCAGCAUGGACUCAGCAGCAGUUUAGACCUCCUCAGCAGCAGGAUUUCCUGGCAGAACUUCGUCGCCAAAUGCAAAACGCUAAUCCUAAUUCCACAUGAUGGCUCACUUGGAUGGCUUGUCUAAUAAAGUUUUUUGGAAGAACGUGGAUUAGCCGACUGCUUUAAGAACACUUCCAUGUUUAGCUACUUCUUGUUUUGUCAAACUCGUUACUAAUACAUGUAACGGAAUUUCAGAUUAUCCUAUUUAAAUUGUAUAAAUUGGGGAUGCCGCACAUUCAGGAUUCCUAUUUAAAGGUUUAUUCAGUAUUCUUGCAAA